This is a messenger RNA of Fusarium subglutinans, 1176 nucleotides long. RefSeq lists its product as uncharacterized. NCBI's taxonomy places the organism in Eukaryota, Fungi, Ascomycota, Sordariomycetes, Hypocreales, Nectriaceae. The transcript has 2 exons. The coding region runs from base 1 to 1176 and encodes 391 amino acids. The record is from RefSeq and is a predicted model, not a curated record.
AUGGAUCUCUCCCCGGAACGCGAUCAUUUCCCCCUCCUGAAACUCCCUAAUGAAGUGCUACGCAUGAUCAUGGAGAAGUCUUCUGAGCGAGGGCCGAAUGAAGUGGCCCUCCCUUAUUACGACGAUCUUCUUUCUUUGGCGCUGGUCUGUCCCAGGCUCAGCGCGGCCGCAACCGAGGUCCUUUAUUCUUGUAUAUGCAUUUACGCAGAUGAAUAUCAUGAUGAUGGCCUCAACGCCCGGCUUUCAACCUCCACACGGCUCGUGCGUCUGCAUCGCACUUUGCGAGAGAAUGUAGGACUUCGCCGCUUUUGCACUCGUUUCAUAUUGGUCCAAAGACGAAACCUGCUACAGGGCGGCCCUGUGGAAUCCUUCAGCGUUCCCGUGGACUCCUCGGAGCCGCAUCAACCCUCUACUCCCUGGCCAAGAACGGUUGCUUCGAUCAUCCUGGAUUGUACAAAUUGGCUUUACAACACUAGAGUCUUAGUCAUAUCUGGGUAUGAUGCACAUGGCACAUUUAUCCCGGAGCUUGGCGAAAUCACUUACCGUGUACUGUCCUGUGCAAGAAUGAGCAUGCCACGAUUGGAAUGCAUCGAUAUCUUGAACGACAUAUCAUACCAUCGCGAUGUUCUGACUCUAUACGAUAUUCAACUGGCCUUGAGUGGCGGCUGCUCGGACCUCAAGCAUUUGAUGAUUCGGCAGCGUGUGCGUCACUCCUCGCACCCACAUGGAAGUAAUGCUCUCGGGAGGCUUCGCAAUUCCAAUCUACGUUCUGGAUUCUCUCUUUCCACUCUCACUCUCGUUAACUCGUCCGAUCAUCCCGACUCGGUGAGAAACUUUGUGACAUGGCUGAAAGGCCUCAAGCACUUUACUCUGCGAUGGGACUUCACGUCUAGAUUUGGAGGCAGAAGAGACCCCCAGUGGACUAUAGCCUUGGUUGGAGAUAUCCUAAAACCUCACCGAGACUCGAUCGAAUCAAUCAAACUCGGCAUGAUGUCUCAGCCUGGGCUGGGCGACUUUGACGCCUCCAACUUUCCCAAUCUCGAGACAUUGACUAUGCAUCACAGGGAUAUUAGAGGCAUUGUCAUCUCGACCUGCCCGCAGCUUCAAGCAGCGAGGUUGCAUGACGUGAUCAUCACCACGGACAACAUCGAGGAAGAAAUGUUUUACAAUGCUUGA